This is a messenger RNA of Serpula lacrymans var. lacrymans S7.9, 768 nucleotides long. RefSeq lists its product as uncharacterized. The coding region runs from base 1 to 768 and encodes 255 amino acids. The record is from RefSeq and is a predicted model, not a curated record. The transcript is spliced from 2 exons. Lineage: Eukaryota; Fungi; Basidiomycota; Agaricomycetes; Boletales; Serpulaceae.
AUGUCUACUUCUAACUCCACCAGCUUCCCUAUCACCACCUACUCAAUACCCGGCGACGCCAACUUGCUAGCCAACAAACGAGUGUCUUUCGCCCGUGGGCAACGACACAACCAAGCCGACAUCACUAAUGCCAUAGAGCUAAUACUCAAUACAUUUGUUGGAAAGCGAGCAUUUGCAGCUCAACAGUCAGGACUCGAGUAUCUGUCGGGCACUCCGGAUGGAAAAGUUAGUUUUGGAGUCUUUGGAAUGACGCUUGAGGAUGAGCUCCUUGAAUGGGCAGAUAGACUCGGCAAAGGAAUAUUUGGAAUCAGGCGGGAGGACAUUGCUAAACGAAGCUUGCACACGGAUAGAGCGAGACGGUUAUACGAGUACUCCUCCACCCGGUUUGUCCCUCCGGUCCCCGUCGCACCCAGAUCAGACCAGUGUUACCCCGGAGCGCACUUACCACAUCGUCACCCGUUGACCUCCACCCAUCCCGUCGGAGGAAAAAUAUAUUCCCACCGUCCCAACCAGCCCAAUCUCACAAGGGUCGAACCACUUCAGUCCCCGUUCCAUUGGGUCGAACCCAAAACCACCAUCUCCCCCAUCAUCUCCACCUCGACCAGUGCCAAACACCCAAACCCGUCGCCUGACGAACCAACGAGGAGCCUGACGCGGCCGGCAAGAGGUGAUACUCCAGAUCCCCGCCGCCAAAACUCCAUCGAAGCGGCAGUCUCGUAUGUCGAAGGGAAAGAAAGACAGUCCGCCUGGCGCAAUGCACAGGCCUGA